Messenger RNA from Larimichthys crocea (large yellow croaker), 3776 nucleotides. It is a transcript of the gene l3mbtl2, whose product is annotated as L3MBTL histone methyl-lysine binding protein 2. Gene Ontology annotation, biological process: negative regulation of DNA-templated transcription. Gene Ontology annotation, molecular function: chromatin binding; zinc ion binding. Gene Ontology annotation, cellular component: nucleus. NCBI's taxonomy places the organism in Eukaryota, Metazoa, Chordata, Actinopteri, Sciaenidae. The coding region runs from base 460 to 3003 and encodes 847 amino acids. The record is from RefSeq and is a predicted model, not a curated record. The transcript is spliced from 18 exons.
CCACAAUACAGUGCCGGGGGGCCACGAUAUGGUUAAAACAACGUGUUUCUAGAGUUUUACGCUUAUAAAAACAUUUUAAACAGCGUCCAGAUAUUAUUCGCUUCCGUGAGCAGACACUUAAAGUCACAACAAACGAGUCGCUGCGUCACAAAUGGGCAAACUAUUAGCACCGUUAGCAAUUAGCAUGGGUGCAGAAGCAGCACGUGAGCUGGUUACACUUUUGUUUAUGUUUUGACCAGCUGAUAUAAACCUGAUUGUUUAUAAGUCACAGCUCUGAGAUCAGCAGCUACAUUCACGUCAAAGUGUUAGUUAUUCAGCAUGUCAGGUCUGAUAAUGAUGGCUGCUGUUUGUUGACUUGCUCCACAAGUGCUCUGAGCUCGUAGAACAAAAGAGAAAAGGAUGGAGAGGCUGUAGAUCCUGUUUUAUACUCUGCUGGUUGUCUGCUGAGCAGAACACAGGAUGCCUUACCACUGCGUGGCCUACGGAUGCGGCAAAACUGCAGAAGAUGGUGUGACGCUGUUUAAAUUCCCCAAAGACCAUGAUGAGUUUCGCAAAUGGGAGAAGCAGGUCCAGCGCACCCGCACCCAGUGGGUCGCCACACCUAACUCUCACCUCUGCAGCGAGCAUUUCGGCAAGGAGUACUUUGAGCCGAGACCAUCCUCGUGCGCUCUGAAACUGAGGCCGGGAGCUGCUCCUACGGUGUUUGUUCGUCCGCACUGUUCAUCCUGCAGCGGAGUGGGCUGCUGUAAGUGCCUGCCUGCUAUCCAGCGGCGAGGCAUUACAGCCGAACCAAGAGAGUGUACUACAGAUCAAAGUAAACCAGCACCCAAUCAGUUUGAUGGAGGCACUGAUGGAGGAGGUGAUCCAGCAAGAGGAGGGGUGAAGCCGGGGGAAAAAAACAGAGAUGAUCGACCAGUCGUGUGUGAGAUGUGUGGCACCAGCGGCACCUUCAGCACCUUCUUUUCAAAGACCAAGCGUUUCUGCAGUUUAUCCUGCUCACGUUCCUACUCAUCUAACUCCAAGAAGUCCUCCAUACUGGCCCGUCUGCAGGGAAAGCCCCCGUCAAAAAAAGCCACAGUGUUGAGCAAAGUGAACAAAGCUCCUCCGGCCUUGACAGGAUUGGAUGCAUCUGUUGCAGGUUUUGAGUGGGGUGCAUACUUGGAGAAGACAACAUCUCUGGCUGUGUCCGUGUCCUGCUUCAGACAUGUUCCCCUAUGUGACCAGUGGGAUGACGUCACCGUAGGGAUGAAGGUGGAGGUCCUGAACACAAACGCAGUCCUGCCCAGCAAAGUCUACUGGAUCGCUACUGUCAUCCAGGUUGCAGGAUACAAAGCGCUGUUGAGAUAUGAAGGCUUCGAGCAUGACAGCAGCCAUGACUUCUGGUGCAGCCUCGUUUCGGGAGAGCUAAACCCGAUUGGAUGGUGCGCCAUGACGAGCAAGCUGCUGGUGCCACCUCAAGAUGUGAAGCAGAACAUCCCAGACUGGAAAGAGUAUUUGAUGAAAAAGCUAGUGGGGGCUAACACGCUACCUGUUGACUUCUACCUGAAGAUGGCAGAAAACAUGAAAACCUCUUUCAAAAUAGGUAUGCGUGUGGAGGUGGUGGAUCCCAAGCAUGUGAGCCGGACCCGUGUGGCCACCAUAGACUCCAUUGUUGGUGGCCGUCUGCGGCUGGUGUACAUAGACCAAAGCGACGCCCCCGAAAACACCAUCUCUGAUUUCUGGUGCCACAUAUGGAGUCCCCUGUUGCACCCGGUAGGCUGGUCCAGCAAAGUGGGUCACGCCAUUAAAGCGCCUGUAAAAGGUGCAGAAGCUGCAGCCGGUGGCUUGAAGGGUAACUCUGACAGUUUGUCCCUGCUCUUUAAAAAGCCCAGGUUUGUUUACACGGCAGGAGGUUUCUUUGAAGAAGGAAUGAAGCUGGAGGCCAUCGACCCUCUUAACCUGGGAAAUAUCUGUGUGGCGACUGUACAGAAGGUUCUGUUAGAUGGCUACCUGAUAGUGGGAAUCGACGGUGCCAUAUCAAACAACGGCUCCGACUGGUUUUGUUACCACGCUUCAUCUCAUGCCAUACUUCCUAUAGACUUCUGUAAAAAGAACAACAUCCCUCUCACAGUGCCACAAGGUUAUGACUCUCAGACCUUCACCUGGGACAAAUACCUGAAGGAGACCAAAGCUCAAGCUGCUCCGGCACGACUGUUCAACACUGACUUCCCUGGACCCGGCUUCUCCCCCAACAUGAAGCUGGAGGCGGUGGAUUUGAUGGAGCCACGACUGGUGUGCGUGGCCACCGUGAAGCAGUGCGCGGGCCGUCUGCUCCUCAUCCACUUUGACGGCUGGGAGGAUGAGUUUGACCAGUGGAUCGACCACCAGUCGCCAGACAUCUACCCCGUUGGCUGGUGCGACCUCGUGGGCUACCAGCUCCAGCCACCUCCUGGACUUUUUGAUUUAAUCGAACACCAGGUGGCACAGAACAAAAAAACAAAGCACUUUAUAUAUGGGAAAAAGAAAAAAAGGGGAGCAAAGAAGAGGCUCUCUCAGGAGCAUGGUGAAGUUGAUGCUGGUCAACAGCCUGAGGUCAUCAACAAAGAUGGUCCUCCAGCGACUGAAGGCCCCUCUCAACCACCAAAAGUGCCUCUCAUCCAGCCUAAGACUGAGCCAGAGGAGCAGGAGAUCUUUGCAGUGCAGGUGAAAGUGGAGGAGGUGGAGAUGGAGACCCCCAUUGAUCCUCCAGACAGCCCUCGACCAGCCUCUCUGGGUAUAAUCAAACAGGAGGAGGCAGGGGAGGAGAGAAAGUCGAGACUACAUCAGGAACAUGUAGCGGAGAAAAAGACAAAGAAGAGCGAGACUGUAGCAGGAGGAAGUGGAGAGUCGGUAUCUUUGGAGGAGAGCUUUACUGACAAAAAAAGUAGUGGCGUAGAGAAGCUGGAACAAGAGGAGGGGAGUCAAGGAGAUGAUGGCGCCAUGGACGAAAUUUCAAGAGGAGAGGCUGCAGGAAAGGAGAGAUGAGACGAGUAUGUCUGCUAUAAGAAUGAAGAGAACUACAGAAAAGGUGGAUGAGCAAAAAGACAGUGAUGGAGAAAAUAAGGACUGAAAAAAAAUGACACACAAAUGUGUGCUAAGAUAUUAAGAGCACAUAAAAAAACUGUAGGGAAAGCUGGUACACACAUUCAAUCUCUGGUGGUUUAAAGUUAUGAUCCUUGAGGUUUCAGACCUGCUAACAGUGUAGGUCCCAAAUUUUGGGGGGUAACCAAACAACAAAUGCUGUUUUUAAUUUAGCUGAUCUGGCUGUGGGAGACAGUGAGGCUGAUGUCACUGUGAUGGAAUUACAAACUAACGCUGGAUUGCGUGCACGCAUGUUUGCUGUGAAUCUCUUGGACUUAGAGUCCGCCACUAGCAAUAAAAACUACACUAUAGAAAAGUAAUAAUAGAAUAUAAAUACUUGAAUAGGUGUUGCUUUAAAAACACUGACCAUAAAUAGUAUUAAAAAAAGGUAUAACUUUAUAAAAUAUACAUUUAAAAUCAUGACUACAAAGACUAAUGUAGCAAAACUACUUCACUUUCUCCAUGUCUGAGUUCCACUACAUAAGCAUAUUUGUGAUUGUUUUCAACUUUUAAUUGAGUUUAACAUCACACCUGUAAGUAUGAAUGUGGGUUUGCUCAGUUCACAUAGCAGACAGAUAUUUGUUGUAAUGUUUUAUUGUUUUCCUGUUUUCUGUUCAGAUGUAUUCUUUUUUUUCCGUGAACAUGAAACCAUUGAUAAAACGAACUUUGUGAUUUGA